CCUAGCGGUUCUUAGAGUUUGGGUCACGUGCCAAGAUAGGCUACGCCAGCCGGUAGAGGCUCGACUGGGUUACCAUAGCGUACCGCUUAAUGAGAGAGUGAAGAGAGAGAGAGAGAGGUGUUGUUGAUAUUGUAAACUGGUGACAGGUAUCGUCCCUUACGUCGUGUCCUUCUUAUCUUACCUCCGGUACUCCCCUUGAUGGUGUGUAUAAAAAGAGAAUAGAAGAUGACGCGAGGCUGAGUGAGUUUAACGGGAAGAUGCUACUCGUCAGUGUGCCUGUGCUCCUUCUGCUGUCGGUAGUCGGUAAAGAUGCGGCUGACCUCCCCGCGACAGACGCGUCGUUUCUUCCGGACCUGGGGCUGCGUAGCGGUGUACUACCCGGUCCGUCGCUACCCGCUUCUCCGACCACCUCUCUAGACCGCUUCCAGGUCCAGCCCCAGGAGGAGUAUGCCUCGCCGGGUAUUGCCUUGGCCCGGUCCGCCGAGGAACCGUCCGCGACCACAGAGGACGGCGGCGAGUCUCACCGCCACGGUGGGGGGUUCCAGAUGGUACAGUGGGAAUGGAGCUAUGUGCAGACACCUUACGUUAUCGCUAUAUGGAUCCUGGUGGCCAGUGUCGCGAAAAUACUGUUCCACUUCUCCCAGCGGUUCACCACGGUGGUUCCAGAGAGCUGUAUGUUGAUCUUACUGGGCCUGGUACUGGGUGGCAUCGUACUGCUGACCAGUAAGAAACAGCUGUAUCAGCUAGAGCCCGGCCUCUUCUUCCUCUUCCUCCUGCCCACCAUCGUAGGUGACGCCGGGUAUUUCAUGCCCGCGAGGCUCUUCUUUGACAACCUGGGAACCAUCUUACUGUACGCUGUGGUGGGGACUCUCUGGAACGCCUUCUGUACCGGCUUCUGCCUCUACGGGGUCAAACUGAUGGGGAUCAUAGACCAGAAGGUUCAGGCAGGUCUGAUGGAGUUCCUGUUGUUUGGAGCGUUGAUCUCUGCGGUGGACCCAGUAGCCGUGCUGGCCGUGUUCGAGGAGGUCCACGUCAACGAGACUCUCUUCAUCAUCGUCUUCGGAGAGUCCCUGCUUAACGACGCCGUCACCGUGGUGUUGUAUAAGGUGUACAUGUCCUUCGUGGAGGUGGGCCCUGAGAAUGUUCAGACAGCUGACUAUUUCAAAGGAGUGGCCUCCUUCCUCAUCGUCAGUAUUGGGGGGACCGUGGUGGGUCUGAUCUUUGCUGCUCUCCUAGCCUUCAUCACACGUUUCACCAAGAAGGUCCGCAUCAUUGAGCCUCUCUUGGUGUUCCUCAUGGUCUACCUGGCCUACCUCACCGCUGAACUCUUCUCUCUGUCCGCCAUCUUGUCAAUGACGUUCUGUGGUAUCGGCUGUAACAAGUACGUGGAGGCCAACAUAUCCCAGAAGUCUCGUACCACGGUGAAGUACACGAUGAAAACCCUGGCCAGCAUCGCCGAAACCAUCAUCUUCAUCUUCCUGGGCAUCUCCGCCGUGGACAAGUCUAAGUGGGCCUGGGACACAGGACUCAUCUCCUGUACGCUCAUCUUCAUCUUCGUCUUCAGGGCCCUGGGUGUGGUCAUGCAGACCUGGGUGUUGAACUGGUUCCGCCUCGUCCCAUUGGACAAGAUCGACCAGGUGGUGAUGUCGUAUGGUGGCCUGCGAGGGGCGGUGGCGUUUGCCUUGGUGGUGCUGCUGGAUGCAGAACAUGUCCCUGCUAAAGACUACUUCGUGGCCACUACCAUCAUAGUGGUCUUCUUCACUGUCAUGUUCCAGGGUCUGACCAUCAAGCCUCUAGUGAACUGGCUCAAAGUACCUCGUGCCACCAACCGCAAGCCCACCAUCAACGAGGAGAUACACGAACGGGCCUUUGACCACUGUUUGACAGCAGUGGAAGACAUCGCUGGACUCAACGGUUACCACCACUGGAGAGACAAGUGGGAGCAGUUUGACAAGAACUACCUGAGCAAGCUGCUGCUACGCAAGUCUGUGUACCGGAAGAGCGAGCUGUGGGAGGUCUAUCAGAAAAUCAACAUUAGAGAUGCCAUCAGUGUUAUAGACCAGGGUGGCAACGUGCUGACCUCUGCCAGGCUCUCUCUGCCCUCCAUGGCCUCCAGGGCAUCUUUCCCAGAGGUCACCAACGUCACCAACUACCUGAGGGAAAACGGUAGUGGAGUCUGUCUGGACCUCCAGGUGAUUGACAACGUGCCGGGAGCCAAGGUGGAGGAGGAGUCAGAAACGCAUCACUUCCUGGCUGGGAACCUGUACAAGCCCAGGAGACGGUACCAGUCCCACUACAGCAGACACUUCAUGACAGUGGGGGACCACGAGCGUCAGGACAGAGAGAUCUUCCAGAGAAAUAUGAAGAGUCGCAUGGAGACGUUCAAGACCACCCGACACAAACGCCACAGCCACAAGAAGGACCGCAGCCAGAAAAAGCGGAGAGGCUCAGACGUUAAAGAACAGGACCUCAACGACAAACCUCGACGGAACGUCAGCUGGCAAGACAAAGAUCCUGUGGUGGUGCCAGUGGAGUCGGACGAUGAGAAGGGGGGACACUUGGAGCCAGAGAAGGAGGAGGAUGUUGGCAUCACCUUUGUGGCUCGACAGAUUCCAGACACGCCCAAAGAACGACCCAAAUCUGUCCCGGCUGGUCUGGAGGGCCCCUCCGUGGCCCCGCCGUCCCCCACCUGCAGCGAGAGGAACCUGCCCUGGAAGGGCGGCAUCGGAACCCUGCCGGUGUGUGUUUCCAUGGAGGCGACGAAGAUCAUCCCCAUAGACCUACAGCAGGCCUGGAAUCAGAGCAUCUCCUCCUUAGAGAGCCUGGCCUCCCCGCCGGGCCCCGUGGAGCCCUUACACCCUCGCGUCAGCGCCCUCUCCAGGCUGGGAGGGCCCCGUCCUGUCUCAUACUCUGGUAGUGGAGUUAGUGGGUCUUCUUUCGGAUCCAGAGGGGCUGGGUCAAUAGUGGCUCAGGGUAUCGCACGGUUUGAGUUCCCUCCGGGAGGAGAGGAGAAGGAGGAGGAUGACGACGGGGCCUCGUCUGACCAGGAGCAGGAGCUGCAGCCUCUCAUGUCAUCCUCUGUGAGGCCCCCUGGUCCCCCGCCACCUCCCCCCCUGGCACAGGGUCUAGGGCGGAGGAGGAACCCCUGUGUGUACCUGAGGAGCCUGGUCACAGCGCCCCCUCCUGGCAGUGAGCCGCUGGCGCGCAGCAGAGGGCCCACUCAGCUGUAAAUGGCUCCAACUACAUCUCUGGUUACAGUUUGCCCCGUCGGCGCAGAUCUAGGAUCAGCUUACUCAACCAAGUCCCUAACCGAUACCACUAGGGAGAACAACACAAGACUGAUUUCAGAUCAGCUUUUAUGGGCAAUCACAUUCCUCACUGCCUCACACACACUCAACACCAAUAACACACACACACACACACACACACACACACACACACACACACACACACACACACACACACACACACACACACACACACACACACACACACACACACACACACAGACACACCAGCUCAGGCCGUCCAACCCCUCAGCUCUGCUACUUCUCCCUCCAGAUGAUUCUUCAUCUCCUUCAAUAACUCUGGAUCCACCGUCUCUAUAGAUUCAGACGUACAUUAUAAACACACACAGGAUGUUGGACUAAUACAGCGAUGAUGAUAUUGAGGAAGUAUAAUGAGCAUCCCAAAAUAGCACCCUAUUCCCUAUAUAGUGCACUACUUUAGACCAGAGCCCCAUAGGGAAUAGGGUGCCAUUUGGGACGAAGGCUGAGAGUUUUGAUGUGGCAGCUGGUACAGUCACAGAUAGACAGACACAGUGCAUUGUGGUCCAUGGUUGGGGCUGUCCGUCCAUGUGGUAAAACAAUACCAGUUUUCAUAUUAUGCAUUUCUAUUCCCCCCUCCAGCUCCCUGCAGGGGUUGAGGUUCUGCCCUGUCUGUUUCAUACACUUGAAUAUAAGUCAAUGUCAAGAUGUAAGACGAUUUGGGAAAUAUAUCUGUCUACAGCCGGACCGCCGCAUUACCCAGGCCUUAUGGGGUGUGUCCAUCUAACAUCACACUCUCCAUUCAACCCCCAGUCCUCUCCUCGCCUCGCCUCGCCUCUCCUCUCCUCUC
Messenger RNA from Salvelinus fontinalis (brook trout), 4116 nucleotides. RefSeq names its product solute carrier family 9 member A5 (gene slc9a5). Gene Ontology annotation, cellular component: membrane. Gene Ontology annotation, molecular function: sodium:proton antiporter activity. The coding region runs from base 258 to 3230 and encodes 990 amino acids. The transcript has 17 exons. Lineage: Eukaryota; Metazoa; Chordata; Actinopteri; Salmoniformes; Salmonidae. Gene Ontology annotation, biological process: sodium ion transport; regulation of pH; proton transmembrane transport. The record is from RefSeq and is a predicted model, not a curated record.